This is a messenger RNA of Limanda limanda (common dab), 3172 nucleotides long. RefSeq names its product zinc finger, FYVE domain containing 9b (gene zfyve9b). NCBI's taxonomy places the organism in Eukaryota, Metazoa, Chordata, Actinopteri, Pleuronectiformes, Pleuronectidae. Gene Ontology annotation, biological process: endosomal transport. Bases 1 to 2613 code for a protein of 870 amino acids. Gene Ontology annotation, cellular component: early endosome membrane. The record is from RefSeq and is a predicted model, not a curated record. The transcript has 14 exons.
AUGUGUAAGUGUGGGGGUGUGUGUGCUCGACAGAAAGAGGUGCCAGAGGCAGUGAGUGUUGAUGGUUUCAUCAUGUUCCCCCUCGAUACAGAUGAAGGAGACAAUCCGUCUCUCCAGGACACCAAGCAUCACUGGCUGAACAGACCCUGCCUGCUGGUGCUCAACGAUGGGGACAUGGCCAAACCCGGACUGGGCUGCGGACAGAUCAGAGCCGAGUCUCCUUCCAAGGCCACUUCAGAUGCCACCGUCAGAACCACUUUGGUGCCAAGCGAGCAGAAACCAUCUGAACACCUUGCCAAAACCAUUUCACCCUCCCAGCUGGAGGAGGGCAGCUGCACUGUGACCGCCAUCUCCUCGUGGGGCGAGAGUCGUUUCGGGGAGUCCGCCAGCCCCCUGGUGCUGAGCCCUGCCGAGGCUGCAUGGCCGGAAGAGGGGGCCGAGUUGGUGGAGGAGGGGAAGAAACCCAAGGCUCUCCCGUCGAAGGAGGACUCUGUGGUUGAGGAGAAGGAGCUGGAGGAGAGCGGGCAGCAGCAGGAGCAGCCCGGCAGCUCGGAGGCGACCUCAACACCUGAGGAGGCGUGUGGCAGGGUGCCCUGGGAGCUCCCGGGUCAGUUUAAGAAGACCACAUCCAACGGAAGAGAUGAGGAGAACACCAGUGGGGAGGGAGCAAUGGGGGACUCUGCAUCCUCCUGUGAAGAUCCUGACAAUGAGUCCCAGCUGAGCCCUGCUGGUAUUCUGUCCAAGGAUCGAGGCAGCGUCCUCGGGGAGGUGGCGCCAGUGUGGAUCCCUGAUGCUCAGGCUCAGGUCUGCAUGAAGUGGACCCCUCCGAGGGGGAAGAGGAGGGUGUGGUUCGCUGACGAAAUCCUCACCGAUAAGCAGUCGGAGUCUGAGCCCAACACGCCGGUCAGAGGGCCGACGUUCUCGCCGCUGACGGGACGAGCGCUGGGCGAGCCGGCUAAAAGUCCUGAGGCCUGUGGUCCUUACGGCUGGGGCACCACAGCGUUAGUGAGCAGCUCGGCCAACCUCAUCCCCCUGGAAGGUCUGCCCCCCAUCCUCACCUCCACAGGAGUCAAGGGAGAUUACACUGUGGAGGAGCAGCCUUCUGAGAUGCUGCUGAUUCAGGAGCUGGAGAGCGGCAGACCAAAGCCCCUGGUGUUUGUCCUCAACGCCAACCUGCUCGCUAUGGUCAAGCUGGUCAAUUAUGUAAACAGGAAGUGCUGGUGCGUGACGACGAAGGGGAUGCAUGCUGUGGGCCAGGUGGAGGUAGUGGUGCUGCUGCAGUGCCUGCCAGAAGAGAAGAGCUUCCCCAAAGACAUUUUCCGCCACUUCAUCCAGCUGUACAGGGACAUGCUCGCAGGGAAGGUGGUGGAACACCUGUCUCUCUCCCUGUUUGGCAGCAGUUUCCUCGGCAGUGAGGAGCACGCAGGCUUCCUGUACGUUCACUCCACUCUCCAGUCCCUUCAGGGUCUACCUCUGCCAAACCAGCCCUACCUCUUUGGCCUGCUGGUCCACAGAGCAGAGGUGGCGUGGGCCAAAGCCUUCCCCCUGCGUCUCAUGCUGCGACUCGGGGCUGAGUACCGAUUUUACCCGUGUCCCCUGUACAGCGUGCGAUGUAGGAAGCCCUUGUUUGGGGAAAUAGGUCACACCAUAAUGAGACUACUAGUGGACUUUAGGAAUUACCGUUACAGCCUUCCAGUGGUGCCCGGGCUCACUGUGGAUCUAGAGGCUCAGAGGACCUGCAUAAAGAUACCAACCACUGGGUAUAAUGAGCUAAUGAAGGCUUUGAAUAAGUCCAAUGAGCACGUGCUGGCCAUCGCAGCGUGCUUCAACGAGGCGGCAGACUCCCACCUGAUCUGUGUGCAAGCGGAGGGCGGCCAGUACCAGACCCAAGCCAUCAGCAUCCACAAUCAGCCACGCAAAGUCACUGGAUCGUGCUUCUUUAUCUUCAGCAGUGCUCUGAAAGCUUCUGCAGGAUACCUGGCCAAGUCCAGCAUAGUAGAAGAUGGGCUAAUGGUGCAGAUCACCGUGGAAACCAUGGCAGAGCUGCGCCGGUCGCUACGGGAGAUGAAAGACUACACUGUCACCUGCGGACGGCUUGACCAAUCAGACAGCCAGGAGCUUGUUUGUGUACAGUGGGUGGAGGAGAGGUGCGCUGUGAAUAAAGGAGUCAUAAGCCCCAUCGAUGGGAAAUCCAUGGAGUCCAUCAGCAGCACGAAGAUGUUCCAGAAGUCCGAGUACAAAGAAAAUGGGAAAAUCAUCCGCUGGACAGAAGUGUUCUUCCUGCAGACGGGGGAUGAUCCCAAAGGAGGAGCGAGUGACUCUGCUGAACACAACCGGCUGACGGAGCGGAUCGCCCGAGCUUUUUGCUUGGCACUGUGUCCGCACCUCAAGCUGCUGAAGGAGGACGGGAUGGCCAAACUGGGGCUGCGCGUCACGUUUGACCCUCAAGAGGUUGGAUUUGUGGCCGGGAGCAACGGGCAGCCGCUCCCUGCUCGGUAUCUCAACGCCCUGGAUAGUGUGAUGAUCCCCGUCAUACACAGCAGGGGGCGAAAGAGGGGAGACGAGCCCAUAGUGAUGGAGCUCAUCUUUUACAUCCUUGAGAACAUAACUUAGGCCGCAAUUAUCUAACAAUUUCAUCUACUUAACCCUGACCACGACUCUGUCGCGGGCACGUCUCAUCAGCGCUGCUGUUGGCUUCAGGGCGAUUAAAAGCCUCCAAAAAGGGCGAACCAGACCACACCCGAGGUCUGCAUCCAUCUCACCCACUCAACAGUAGAGAGAAGUGGUCUGACUCCUUUAGUGGUUUUCUGAUCUCACUCUGCCCUGCAGCAGACAAUCCCCAGUACGCAUGAUGAACCCUCUGAUGGACCAUGAGAUCCAGGUGCUCAGUACUUGCACUGUAGUAGCAUUUUCAUAGCUUGAUAUCACUCACAACGUUCAAUACAGUUUCCAGAUAUGGACAAAACCUUUAAAGUGGGAGCUGGAUUCAGCCCUGCGACCCUAAAGCAAAGAAAAGAAGAGAAUGACUUGAAGAACUGUACGUAGUAGAUCUGUAGAAACCUGAUGCACAGAGAAUGAAUGCCUGAAGAAUGUUUUCAUACUGGAAGUGUUUUAACUGACUGCUAAUGAAAUGUUAUGUCAGCCUGGAAUUAAACUUAAAACUAUGACUGGA